GAUGCGAUGUGCAGGCAUGAAGCCGCCGAGGCAAUUGGUGCACUGAACGAUGCAACCAGUUUACAACUGUUGAAGGAACGGAGGGAUGACCCAACCGAAGAAGAGGUUGUGCGUGAGACAUGUGAUAUUGCUGUUGAGCGCAUCGAAUGGGAGCACUCGGAUGGGCGCAGGCAGGAAAAGUUGAAACAGAGUGAUUUCGCUUCCAUCGACCCGGCACCGCCACUUGCAGAGGGUGCCGACACUCCUUCGAUCGAGCAACUUGAGAAGACUCUGCUCGACACAAAACUGCCACUCUUUAAGCGCUACAGAGCCAUGUUUGCGCUUCGAGAUCUUGCCUCACCACCGGAUCUUCCAACAGCUGUCCCAGCAGUUCACGCGCUUGCGAGUGGCUUCCACGAUCCCUCCGCGCUGUUCCGUCACGAAAUUGCAUUUGUCUUUGGACAACUCUCACACCCGGCAUCAAUACCAAGCCUCGUCGAGGCGCUCAGCAAUACGAGUGAGGCGAGCAUGGUGAGACACGAAGCCGCGGAGGCUUUGGGCAGUCUUGGCGAUGAAGAAGGCGUGGAAGAUGUCCUGAAGAAGUUCCUGAAUGAUCCUGAGCAGGUGGUGAGGGACAGCAUCAUCGUUGCGCUCGACAUGGCGGAGUUCGAGCGAACCGGCGAGACCGAAUAUGCCACGAUCCCUUCUCAAAUAGCUGUAGCAUAGUCGAUGAUUAAUUGGCAGGUGUCAGGUGUGUCGGCAAGUGCACUGUCAUGCGAAGCUUUCCAUGUAGAAUAAAGCAAAUUGAUUGGCUUGGAGCAUUUAAUUG
This is a messenger RNA of Dissoconium aciculare CBS 342.82, 808 nucleotides long. Its product is annotated as ARM repeat-containing protein. Gene Ontology annotation, biological process: peptidyl-hypusine biosynthetic process. Gene Ontology annotation, molecular function: deoxyhypusine monooxygenase activity. NCBI's taxonomy places the organism in Eukaryota, Fungi, Ascomycota, Dothideomycetes, Mycosphaerellales, Dissoconiaceae. The transcript is spliced from 2 exons. The record is from RefSeq and is a predicted model, not a curated record. Bases 7 to 705 code for a protein of 232 amino acids.